GCGCAUAAAUUAUUUUUCCCUCAUCAAGACACCAACAAGCAACAGCACAAAGCCCUCUCUCUCUCUUACACACGCACAGACACAGGCAGAUAGAGAGAAAAGAGUUGCCAUCUUCCACUCCCACCCACAAUUCUCUCUCUUUGAUUCCAAUUCAACCAAUCAAAGACCCCACAAAUCUCCACAUUUCCCUCAACAACAAUGCCAGCUUCCCCUUCUUUCCCUUCAGAUGGCAGAGGCAAAUGGAAGAGGCGAAAGCGGGAGUCCCAAAUCACUCGUAAACAACAACCUAAACAUGAAGACCCUGACGAAGAUGACGAAGACGACGCCGUUGAGGAGGAAAACAAUAAUAAUAACAAUCUCGACCAGCGGGAUGAUGAUUCUGAGGGCCCUAAUCCCAAUCCCAACUCAGCUGCUGCUGCUAUCGAUCCGAACCAUUUAGAAACGGAGGUUCUUGCCGAUGGUGGGGUUCGCAUAUGUGACUUCCCUUGUGUUACUAAGCUUGUGGUGAAUCGCCCUCAUGCGUCUGUUUUCGCUAUUGCGGCUAUAGAGAGGGCUAAUUUAUCUGGGGAGAGUAGUAGUAAUAGAGGGCAGGUGCCGAAUUUGGAGAAUGUGUCUUACGGGCAGCUGCAGGCAGUCUCCGCUGUGCCUGCUGAGGGUUUUGGGUCCGAUCAGGAGAGAAAUGAUGGAGGCAAUCCGGCCUAUGUGGUCACGCCACCUCCGAUUAUGGAAGGGACUGGUGUUGUCAAACGCUUCGGAGGUAGAGUUCAUGUGGUUCCAAUGCAUUCAGAUUGGUUUUCACCAGCUGUGGUAAAUCGAUUGGAAAGACAGGUGGUGCCACAUUUUUUCUCUGGCAAAUCACCAGAUCAUACACCAGAGAAAUACAUGGAAUGUAGGAACUACCUUGUUGCUAAAUACAUGGACAAUCCAGAGAAGAGGAUCACAGUUUCUGAUUUUCAGGGAGUGGUAUUUGGUAUUGAUAACGAAGAUUUAACUCGAAUUGUUAGGUUUCUUGAUCACUGGGGAAUUAUCAAUUACUGUGCAGCCCCACCAAACCGUGAAUCCUGGAAUGGUGGAUCCUACUUAAGAGAGGAUCCAAAUGGCGAGGUUCAUGUGCCAUCAGCUGCUUUAAAGUCCAUUGAUAGUCUGAUCAAAUUUGACAAGCCCACAUGUAGGCUCAAGGUAGCUGACCUUUAUUCAUCAUUGCCAUGUCACGAUGCCGAUUUCUCUGACUUGGACAACAAAAUUCGAGAGCGCCUAUCUGAAAAUCAUUGCACUUAUUGUUCUCAGCCUCUUCCUGGCAUUUACUAUCAGUCGCAGAAGGAGAUUGAUGUCCUGCUAUGCUCUGAUUGCUUCCAUGAGGGGAGGUUUGUAACUGGACAUUCGACCCUGGAUUUUAUAAAGAUGGAUCCAACCAAGGAUUAUGGUGAUUUGGAUGGAGAGAGUUGGAGUGAUCAGGAAACACUAUUGCUGCUUGAGGCAAUGGAAAUUUACAAUGAAAAUUGGAAUGAAAUUGCAGAACAUGUUGGAACAAAAUCAAAAUCACAAUGCAUCCUUCAUUUUCUUCGUCUACCCAUGGAGGAUGGCUUGCUGGAAAAUAUUGAAGUUCCUAGCAUGCCCAAUUCGUCUAAUUUAUCAAGUAGGGAUGAUCAUGGAAGAAUACAUUUACAUUCAAAUGGUGAUCUACCAGGGUCUAGCUGUCAAGAUGCUGAUUCUGAAAGCAGGAUCCCUUUUGCAAAUUCUGGAAAUCCGGUUAUGGCAUUGGUUGCGUUUCUGGCCUCCGCUGUUGGACCGAGAGUUGCUGCAGCAUGUGCCCAUGCAUCGUUGGCGGCAUUGUCCGAGGAUAACCGGAUGAAUUCAGAGAGAUUACACAGUAGAGAAGGUAGUUUUCAUGGAGAAGUUGCAAAUUCAAUACAACAGAAAGAAGGGCAGAAUGAGGCAGAGGGUGGUCCUGUAUCUGCAGAUAAAGUCAAAGCUGCUGCAAAAGCUGGUCUUGCGGCUGCAGCAACUAAGGCAAAACUGUUUGCAGAUCAUGAAGAGCGGGAAAUUCAAAGGCUAUCUGCCAAUAUCAUUAAUCAUCAGCUGAAGAGGUUGGAGCUGAAGUUGAAGCAGUUUGCGGAAGUGGAAACUUUUCUAAUGAGAGAGUGUGAACAAGUGGAGAAGACGAGGCAGAGGUUUGCAGCUGAGAGGGCUCGCAUGAUGUCAACCCGGAUUGGACCUGCUGGGUCUACUUCACAAAUGAAUCUGGCAGGUGUUGGUCCUUCCAUGGUUAACAAUAACAUCAGCAGCAAUAGGCAACAAGUGAUGCCUCCCUCCUCGCAACCAAAUAUUUCGGGAUAUGGCAACAAUCAACAAGUGCAUCCACACGUGUCAUUUAUGCAACGGGGACAACAACAGCCAAUGUUUCCUCUAGGGCCAAGGCUCCCUUUAGCAGCUAUACAACCAUCCUCAUCUGCUCCAUCAAAUGUUAUGUUCAAUGCCUCUGGGAGUUCUCAGCCAAGUCUUAAUCAAAUGCUGAGGUCCGUGUCGGGGCCUAGCUCUAGUUUAGGUUGAAACAGAAGAAUAAAUGUAAAUUGGUAAUUAUUGGCUCACUUUCUGUGCUGCGACCGCGGGGUUUGACGAUAUUGCUGGUAGGGGCCAAGAGUUUUGAUCAGCCUUGGCUUUUGGAAUUUCGAUAUGGAUAUAACGGUCGGUGCAGUAUGGAGGGCUUGUAACAUAACAUUCUGUUCGGAUUUAAUUAUUUACUCUUGCAAUGGAUUAGGAAAAGUUGAUUUUGCAAAUGAAUAAAUCUGAGUGUUAAAUUGCCGCACA
This is a messenger RNA of Jatropha curcas, 2808 nucleotides long. RefSeq names its product SWITCH/sucrose nonfermenting 3C (gene SWI3C). Lineage: Eukaryota; Viridiplantae; Streptophyta; Magnoliopsida; Malpighiales; Euphorbiaceae. Gene Ontology annotation, molecular function: protein binding; zinc ion binding. The record is from RefSeq and is a predicted model, not a curated record.